This is a messenger RNA of Etheostoma spectabile (orangethroat darter), 6034 nucleotides long. RefSeq names its product adhesion G protein-coupled receptor D2 (gene adgrd2). Lineage: Eukaryota; Metazoa; Chordata; Actinopteri; Perciformes; Percidae. Gene Ontology annotation, molecular function: G protein-coupled receptor activity. The record is from RefSeq and is a predicted model, not a curated record. Gene Ontology annotation, biological process: cell surface receptor signaling pathway; adenylate cyclase-activating G protein-coupled receptor signaling pathway. Gene Ontology annotation, cellular component: plasma membrane.
CUGGGAUUGCUGGCUUGCUCCCAGGAAGGAGACCAGCAACUCUACUGGAUAUGCUGCAUAUUGAACCCGAGGUACUGGAUGAGAAGUCUGGACCAGUUUUGGAUUUGACCAUACCACAUAUGGAGUUUGUUCCCAAAAUACUGAAAGAGACUUUCUGCUGCUUUAAAGGAAAAUGGGGAGAGUGCAACAAUGAAUCAGGACAUUCACUCCAGAAUUUCUGAAAACUACUUGUUGAAUAGUGACACACUAAUAGAGUCUUGUAUUCACUUUGAGACUUUUUUUGAAUUGAAGUACAUCUGGAUCCAGCGGAAAUAUUUUCUAGGUAAGAUCAGUGGCUUAUUUCAGCUGGAGACUACACUGACUUAGAGAUGACUGGAGCCCUGCACACUGGACUCAUACUCUUCUCAUUUGUGGUGGUGUGUGAGAGUGAACCAACACAUGCCGGGCCAGAAAAAGUGGAGGAAUCACAUGGACAAUCCAGACUGGUCCAUCUAACUUCUCACUGGGCCUUCCAGCUGGUCAAUGAUUCACUAGCCUUCUCCGGGGCCGACAGAUUCUGCAGGAGCCAGUUCAGCUCCCUCGCCACCAUGGAAAAUCCAGAGGACCGGGAGGGAGCCUUGGAGCUGCUCCGGCGGACUGGAAAUCGCUUGCCUAUCUGGGUCAGGGACCUUAACAGAGCAACCUCCAAGCCUGUGGCCCUCUCCAAACAGUAUUUACAUUUCUUAGCGCUAAACUUCCCAAAGGACUCCCAUGAGGGCUUUGCUCGUGUCAAUAUGUCCUUUCCAACCCUGUCGUCCAUCAGUGUGUGUGUUCGAGUUCAAUGGAACUCAGAGUGGAAUCAAGUGUCCACCAUCUUCUCCUACGCUGCACCUGUCUUCACCAAUGAGUUUCAGCUACGAGGCCAAGUGGACAUGCAGGGACGUAUCCUCCUGGCGCUUAUCAUCCAUGGGAAGCACCUGCCAUAUAAGGCUUCCUUCCCCAACGAUGGAGCUUGGCAUCACGUCUGCGUCGUUUGGUGCCGGAGUAGCAGCCACUGGGCUAUCUAUGUGGAUGGGGACAUGAAGGACAUGGGCACAGGCACAGACGCUUCCAGGGAUAUAUACGGGGAUGGAAUUCUCAUUCUAGGUCAGGACCAAGAUUCAUUUGGAGGGAAUUUCACAGAGCCAUUUUUUGGAAAUAUCACUGACCUGAAUGUUUGGAAUAUGUCUCUGGAAACAAGGCAUGUUCGUGCCCUCCACGCAUGUUCAUCCAUCACCCAGGAAGUGCUUUUCAGUUGGAAUCUUGACCACCUAAGCAGGCACCCAGUGGUCAAAGAGGUGACGAUCCUUCUGUUUUGCUCAGCAGUGCACCAGCAGAUGGAGCUGCAGGGCUGCAGGACGCUCCAGGGCUGGGCCGAUCCGCUGCCAGUGUUCGGCCUGACAGACUGCUCGGAUCCACUGCCGUUCAUCUGCCAGAGCAGCACAGAGCGUUACCUGAAGAUGAAGCAGAUGAGUGAUUCUCAGAACUCCCAGCCCACAGCCUUCAUGGACCGUCUGAUGAAGCUUUCCAACAAAACCCAGACAGUGCUGGGGCAGCAGCCGUCAGGGCUGGACAGCCUGGCCCAGGCGUCCACCCUACUGGACAUCUCUGUCCAAGCCCUGGAGGACACGCAGCAGGAAGGUCUGCAGCCAACAGACAUGGUAUCCCUUAUCCAGCUUCUGUCUCUGGCUGCUGACGCCCCCCCCACACAGCCACUCAGCGGGGCCACAAACCACAGCCAGGACACCAUCCGGGAGCUCAGCCAGCACUUCAUCACCGUGGCCGACAGCAUCAUCAGCCAAGACAACGCCCUCAAGUGGGAGGCCAUCAAAGAGGUGGUGAAUGGCCCAAUGGAUGUGGUCAAGAGUAUUGACCGGAUGUUGACCAGCCUGAGCCCUCGCUUGCUGGAGGAGACUGAUCGCCUGACCAUUCACAGACCCAACAUCAAACUGGAGAUGCAGCAACAGAUGCUGCAGGAAGGAUCCCGAGGCUCAAGUUUCUGUGGUCCUGAGACAGGGAAGCACACCAACCUAGACUGUAUUUCAGUCCCACAUCAGAAGAUACAAGAUCUCCAUAACAAUGGCUUCCAUAAGCUCACGUUGGUCAACACGUGGUACGGCUCUUUACGGCCUCCCAUCAGUCCUGAGCGAAACAUCACCAUGGUCCCUACUGUCACUGAUGGCAGCCAGAGGUAUUUGGGCACCUUCCUGGGAUCUUCUGUCAUGUCCACCACAGUGCUGGGAGACGACCAGCCAGUUAGCACAGCAGUUCGCUUCCAGCUCCAGCACAGAGCACAGAAUCCCACUGGUACUGUGUAUGAUCCAGUGUGUGCCUUCUGGGAUUUUGAUCUCAAUCCCGAGGCCGGUGGGUGGUGGAAUACCAAAGGCUGUGAUGUAGUCUCCAAAGAAUAUGGAUACACUGUGUGCUACUGCAACCACACCACCAAUUUUGCAUUGCUGUUGCAGGUUUAUGAAGCCCAGAGGAGCCCGGAGAACGAAAAAGCUCUGCAAGUGCUGACGUUCAUUGGCUGUGGAGUGUCUCUGUGUGGCCUCCUCUUCACCUUCAUCCUCUUCAUUGCUGUGGGAUGUCCUAAAUCUGACCACACCGUCCAUAAGAACCUGAUCGUGGCUUUGGGCCUAGCUGAGUUGCUGUUGAUGUGCAGUGAUUGGGCGUCUGCCAAUGAGGCAGCGUGCUUUGUGGUGACUGCACUACUCCAUCUCUUCUUCAUGGCCUCCUUCUCCUGGAUGUUGGUGGAGGGGCUGCUGCUAUGGAGCAAAGUCGUGUCCGUCAACAUCAGCGAGGACCGAAGGAUGAAGCUCUAUUAUAUCAUUGGCUGGGGACUACCUGUUCUAAUAGUUGGUGUAACAAUGGCAGUAUCAGUGGAUGAGUACAAGGCAGAUGAUCACUGCUGGCUCAAUGUGAAGACUGACACCAUCUGGGCCUUUGUGGGACCCGUUAUAUUUGUCUUAGCGGUCAACGCUGUUGUGCUGUUCAGGGUUGUCAUGGUGACUGUCUCCAGCGCUCGCCGCCGCACUAAGAUGCUCAGUCCAAGCUCGGCAUCGAAGAUGCAGACCUUUGACCUCACCUGGGCUGUGACCCGUCCAGUUCUCAUCCUGCUGCCAGUGCUGGGUCUGACCUGGCUGUGUGGAGUGCUGGUCCAUCUGUCGGUAGUAGUCGCCUAUGUCUUCAUUGCUCUCAAUGCCACCCAGGGCCUGUACAUCUUCUUAGUGUAUGCUGUUUACAACAGUGAGGUGAGGAAUGCCAUAAAGAGGAUCAAAGAAAAGAGAAAGGCCUUAUCUUUCACGAACUGUUCCCAGCCAACCAGCUUCCUACCUUCCCAGAGGGCCCCAAUCACCUCCUGGGGCCACAGUCCACUGACCCCCUCCAGCCCUGAGACCAGUGAGACUUCUGGACCGCCCAGCUCCACGUCCACGUCAUUGGUCAUCAAGAACGAGAGCUUCAGGAAGGAAAGCCUUGUAAGUUUUUCUUUGAAACCAGCAUCAGGAAACCAAGUGGUCCAGCUGACUGGGUUCAAGCCAUCAGGUUGUUGAACUUCUGAUGGAGUGGAUCCUGAUACUCGGCUACAAUACGCAUGCACCACGCUGAGAGAGAAUGGAGAGCUGGACACACAGACACAGAUCCCACCUUAAGAAGGGCACUGCUGCCACCCACACACACACAGACACACACACACACACACACACACACACACUCUGCGUCUCAACACAUUCUAUUUCCCAUCGCGUCAAAAUGCGACAUUUGGUCAGGUGCCUUUGGCGUUUGUUAUUCAUGCAAAAAGUCUCCUUUUGCGUCUUAUUUAGAUGCGCUUGGUCGGGACUCUGGGCGUCACUUUUUGGCGCUCUGGGUCGGGGUCGGUCUGUUUGACUGACAUGCGGCACACAGAACACAGAGCGGGACAGUUAGGUUUAGGAAAAGAUUGUGGGUGGGAUUACAAAAUGUACGUUUUAGGUUUCCUGGGUGGAAAUCUUGUCUUGUUUGACCCGCCACCCCCGACCUGCUUCCAUACGCGGAUUACAGCGCCGCGGUAAAGCUGCUGCUCGGCCCGGUGCGUCCCGUACAGACACUUAAAAGGGAGAUUUAAGCGUUGAUUUGUGACGCUGAGAGCCACUGAACAAGCGUUAGCAUUUCACCAGUUGGGAGUGAGAACGGGUCUCUGUUGGGAGGGAGGGUGUGGAAUGAAAUAGGCAUGAAGGAAGGAUGAAGAAGCCAGCUCUACCACUGUCAUUAGAUCAGAUCAUUUUCCCUCAACUCCUUUUUUUAACCUUUAAUUUUUUACAGGCAAGUCAUGAAAUCAAGAUUAUACUUCACAAAGGAAGCUGCUAACCUGACAAAGCCGCUCAGGGGAAAAGGAAGGAGGGCUAGGAAGUAAAACAGACAUACGUACAUUUUAAAAGGAAAUACAAUAUAAAACUACAACGCACAAAGACAGCAGUCAACGCAUACGAAUGCAACACAUUGCAUUUGAUGUGUGUUUUUGAUUGCCAAUUAAAAUGACACAUUUCCCUCUUUUCGGCCAGAUGUCCGUUACCUUCUUCUUUCUUUGUGUUGCCGUUAUAAACUAGGCUGGAUUAAUGAGGACUAUGGAUCUCUGCAGGGUAAAUCCAGACAGCUAGCUAGAAUACCUGUCCAAUCUGAGUUUCCUUAUGCUAAAACAAUCUUUGAACGUACACAUGUUCCACCAAAACAAGUUUCCUUUAUAUUGCAGACGACCAAAUUUCAUAAUGCCUUUUCUGUAGUGUUCCUGUUGAUGAUUUCUACAAAAUAAAUAAAUAAGACUGUAUCAGAGCUAGGCGACAUGGAGAAAACGUGAUGUCACUGUAAUAUCACUGUGAUAUCAUCACAACAUCAAUAUAUUUGACCAAAUACAUCAAUGUAGAUAUUGCAGCAAAAUUGUAGUGUUGACUAUUGGUGCUUUCACAAAAAAUUAACACACAAUGAGAGUUUUGAUAAAUGAUCACCAAUAUUGUGAUAUUGUGAUACUAAUUGGAUAAAUCUAAAUAAUGCAGCUAGAACAGUCUGGUCAGUUCAGAAAAUGACAUCCCUUUACUGUAAUUUAGCCUUUUAAACCAGGAAAAGAACAACAAUAAUGAUAAUAAUAUCUCGAGGCGAGCGGGCACCGAGGUGUUUUUCUCUCAGACGGCAGACUCACAUUUGUGCUGGAGAAGAGAAUCCAAUCGUCAUGGUGACCACAGUUACUAUCGUCUUUAAAAGUUUAAAAGAAACUCUACCAUCUACCCUGCUUCAAAGCCAAUCACAUUGCUGCAGUGCGCCCUGGUAGCUCACCUAGUUGAGAGGGCGGCCCAUACACUAAGGCUCAGUUGAUACAGCAGUUGCUAAGGUUCAAGUCUGACCCACGGCUUUUUUCUCAAUGUCAUCCCCCCCCCCUCUCCCUCUCUCUCUCUCUCUCUCUCUCUCCCCCCUUCUUCAACUAUCCCAUCAAACAAAGGCCAAAAAAGCCCCCAAAAAAUAAUCUUAAGAAAAAAACCAAAUUGCCUCGGGGUCGCAGGCAAUAAAAACCCACUUGGCAUCAAAUUGCUAAAGGCUGUGGACAUGGGUAUUGUAGUUUUCCUUGACAUUGUGAGUGUGGUGCUAUCCCCACUUAGCAUGAGUCAAGUGCAUUGAAAACACCAUUUGAAACUAGUCGGUCAGCCAUUGAUCUUAGACUGUAGACUCUACAUUCUCUACAGUGUAGAGUAAUGAUAAAUAACAGCAGCAACCACGGAUCUUCAUCCCAUUCAUCUCACAUUUGCUUCAUUUCUGUAUUACUCAGUACUACUUAAACCAGCUUCUCUUUUGCCCAAAUGUUCCCUCGCCUCUUUUUGUCAGACUUGAUGUUGUAAUCUUCCACAUUAUCGAUAUGUUCUACAUUUAGACAUUUUGUAGCUGGACAUUUGAGGAACAAACCAAUUUCCAUUUGAGGACUUGUGUUCCACUAUGAAAUGUAAUCACUUGCAUGUAAUCAUCAUCCUCAUUUGUGAAAACAAUAAAAUGAAAA